UGUAGCCGGCAAACUGCAUCACUCUCUGCCGCAGAGAUUUUCACUACUGUCAGAAGAAACACACACAAAAGUUUUACAGCUGCCGAGCGACGCUGCUGAGCCGCCGGAGUAGCGACCUGCAGACUGAUCCCGGUCCUGAUCUGAGCGAGUGUCCGCUGACAGAGACAGGGAGGCGGCUUAGCGCUGUCAAGUUGCAGAAGGUGCCUCCAGACUUCAGACAGUACUCCUGGUUUACAGAAAAUUACAAUGGCUGACAGUUUUGACUGUGACAACUGCAAGGAGUCCUUGUACGGCCGCAAGUACAUCCAGUCAGACAACAGUCCCUACUGCAUCCCCUGUUACGACAGCCGGUUCUCAAACACAUGCGAUGAGUGCAAGGAGCUGAUCGGCCAUGACGCAAGGGAGCUCUUCUACGAGGACCGGCAUUAUCAUGAGCACUGCUUCCGCUGUUUCCGCUGUGAUCGCUCGUUGGCAGAUGAGCCUUUCACCAGCCAGGAUGACGCGCUGCUCUGCAAUGACUGCUACUGCAAUGAGUUCUCCUCCAAGUGUGUGGCCUGCGACAAAGUCGUCAUGCCAGGUACGAAGAAGUUGGAGUAUGGAGGCUCUACAUGGCACGAGGGCUGCUUCAUCUGUCACAGCUGCGAACAGCCAAUUGGCUCGAAGUCUUUCAUCCCUGACAAGGAUGAACACUACUGCGUGUCCUGCUAUGAGGACAAGUUCGCCCCGCGCUGCACACGCUGUAAAAAGACCCUGGCUAAAGGUGGUGUGACCUAUCGGGACGAGCCGUGGCAUAAGGAGUGUUUCGUGUGCACCAGCUGCAAGACACAGCUGGCGGGUCAACACUUCACCUCCCGAGACGAGAGCCCUUACUGCCUCAAGUGCUUUGGCAGCCUGUAUGCCAAGAAGUGCGAGGCCUGCAGCAAACCAAUCACAGGUUUUGGAGGAGGGAAGUACAUCUCGUUUGAGGAACGCCAGUGGCAUCAGGCGUGCUUCACCUGCUCCCAGUGCUCUGCUUCACUGGUGGGCGCCGGCUUUUUCCCUGAUGGUGACAGGAUCCUGUGCCGCGACUGCAACAGCAACCUAUAGAGCAGUCAUUUACCACAUUCUCGCCCAUCCCUUGACUUACCUUUCACCCUUCGUCACAGCAUUUCAAGAACCCCAAGUCAUUACCGAGGAAGGUAACGCAGGCUAACAAAUGCUGCCUCUCAGGUUGUUUGUAUAUAAAGAGAUCAGUUCCUUGUGGUCCCUGAUUUUCAUCCACGAGUUAGUGCUGCAUCGUUUCAAUGAACCACCACAAAGAUUUCCUCUUUUAACAAAAAAGUUAAUGAUUUUAUUCAACAAAGUUUAUGGAGUGCCUUAAGAAUAACAUUACUUAUAUAUGUUAUGUACUAUUGAACCAAAGAAACGCAAAAUGCUAGUCACUUUGCAAAAAAAGUUGCCACUUCAGGUAGAGAUCAGUCUAUGAGGACAAGACACAGAGCACUGCUAAAGUACAGUAUGUAAACCUCACAGUCUGUAUUUCAACGUAUGGUGGAGGUAUGUGUCUGUUUUAAUGUUCUUAUAACUGCAGUUUUCAGCAUUUUAAUUACAAUAUGUCAGAGAGUAAAAACAAGGAGAAAACGUGGAAAAGCUUUGCUAAUUAUGCUUUCAGUGAGGUAGUCAGUUUAUGGUAGUUAUGAUCAUUAAAGUCCUUUGCACUUUUGAUAAGAUAUUCUCUUGCUACCAUGUUAUGUGCACAUAAAAACACAACUAAAAAACAUGGCACACAGACCACUUUUGUGUUAUCUGUAUCUGCUUUUGUUUAAAUUUUGCAAUGACGCAUAGAUAUUCAUCUUGUUUUUGUCUUUUUUUAAAUUUGUUGUAAUGAAUCAUUUUUUUUUAUCACCGUUGCUCAAAGAGCCAGCAUUUAACCCCAAAGAAGCUGAAAUGAAAUGCCGUUGUGUAUUGCAGGAGUAUGCAUGCCAUGAUUUGCGUCAAUAAUUAUUUUGUUGCUCUAAACACUGUUAGUGUUCUGUUUUUCAUUGUUAGUUUGUAACAUGUAUGUGAACAGUUAUUAAAAAAAAUACCUGUAUUUCAUUAUUUCAGCUUUGAUGCUGGUGAGUCAGAGUUGGCAAAUAUAAAUUUUAAGAUAGGAAAUACGACAUUGAGGCGAUAACAGUAUGAACUUACUGUAAAAAAAAAAAAAGAUGAUAAUUGAUACGGCUAAAUACUACAUGGUUAGUUUUAUUUGUGAAGUCCUUUCAAAUAAAUGUACACUGACUGAU
Messenger RNA from Anarrhichthys ocellatus (wolf-eel), 2264 nucleotides. RefSeq names its product four and a half LIM domains 3a (gene fhl3a). The record is from RefSeq and is a predicted model, not a curated record. Gene Ontology annotation, cellular component: Z disc; stress fiber; nucleus. The coding region runs from base 247 to 1086 and encodes 279 amino acids. The transcript has 6 exons. Lineage: Eukaryota; Metazoa; Chordata; Actinopteri; Perciformes; Anarhichadidae. Gene Ontology annotation, molecular function: actin binding; transcription coregulator activity. Gene Ontology annotation, biological process: actin cytoskeleton organization.